UUAGCAUAUCUCCGAGACUACAAGACCCAUAUCGCAAUAGAAAAGGAACACUAUCACAAAAUGUCAUGGUGGCAUGUAAUUUUGAUAAUCAAUUCGUCCAUGUUAGUGCGCGCUCGGAAGGUUCAGCUUCUGAUGCUCGAGUGCUACAAGAUGCACUAGAAAAUAAUUUCUAUGUGCCAGAGGGGAAAUUUUAUUUGGUUGAUGCAGGAUAUGCAAAUACACCUAAUUUUAUUGCACCCUACCGAAAUGUCAGGUACCAUUUGAACGAGCAAGCCAAAUGCAACCAAAGGCCACAAAAUGCUAAAGAGCUAUCCAAUCUCAGGCAUGCACAACUCCGUAAUCACAUCGAACGCAUCAUUGGCGUUGUGAAGAAGCGUUUCCCAGUAUUGAAGGGUGCUGCACAUUACCCAAUUGAAUUUCAACCUGAUAUUGUCAUAGCAUGUUGUGCACUUCAUAACUUUAUUCGCAAUCAUGAGGGGGGCGAACAAUGGUUUGACCAGGUUGGCUCCAAUAUUGACCCAACACAUAUAGUUGAUAUUCCAAGUGGGGAUGCAAAAUACAGAAGUGAUGUACAAUCUCUCAAUGAGCGGCGGGCAUUGGGUCAUUCAAAAAGGGAUCAAAUUGCUGAAUCGAUGUGGAAAGACUACUGUGAGUAUCUCCAGGAGCGCGCUAGAAGAAAUAGCACAUGACUUGCGCAAUUGUUGAAGCAAGAAUAAAACUCAUAUGAUCAGUAGAAUCAUUUUAUGAAAAAUUCAUAAUGUAGUAGCUUUCUCAUUCAUGAAUAAUGUACUUUACAUUUCUAUGAGUAGAUAUGUAAUGUAAAAUGCGUCAUGUACCAUGGA
Triticum urartu is the source of this 842-nucleotide messenger RNA. The record is from RefSeq and is a predicted model, not a curated record. Lineage: Eukaryota; Viridiplantae; Streptophyta; Magnoliopsida; Poales; Poaceae.